GUACAACAUUGCUAAAAAUCAAAGCCAAAACAACUGAUGACCCUUUGGGUGUGAUGAGGUCAUGGAAUGACACGGUCCACUUUUGUUCGUGGCAUGGCGUUACUUGUGGUCGUAGGGAUGAAAGAGUGAUGGCAUUAGACCUGCAAUCCUCCAAGCUUUCAGGUACUAUCUCUCCCUUUAUAGGAAAUUUAAGCUUUUUGAGAGUUCUGCAGCUGCAAAAUAACAGUUUCGAAGGCAUAAUCCCGCCUGAAAUUGGUCGUUUGCAUAGGCUACAGACUCUCUGGCUAUAUAAUAAUUAUAUCGGAGGGGAAAUUCCGUCGAAUAUAUCAGGAUGCUCUAGCCUUGUAAAGCUAGACUUGUUCAAUAACAAGUUGGUGGGAGAAAUCCCGCAUGAGCUUGGAUUCUUGUCACAUUUGCAAUUUCUUUACUUAUCACAAAACCACCUAAGAGGCACUAUCCCUUCAUCCCUUGGGAACUUAUCCUCCCUAACUGUGCUAAACUUUGCCAGAAACAACUUGCAUGGAAGCAUUCCUCUUAGCCUAGGCAACCUUAAAAAAUUAAUCAAAUUGUCAUUAGUCGAAAAUAAGUUGUCCGGAAAGGUUCCACCCUCAAUUUUUAACCUCUCAUUAAUGGAAGUUCUAGAUUUAGGAGUCAAUAAUUUGGAAGGGAACCUUCCUUCUGAUUUAGGAAACACUCUUCCGUAUCUUCAACAAUUCUCAGUAGCAAUGAACCAGUUUACUGGAUACAUCCCAUCUUCGAUAUCCAAUUCCUCUUAUCUAGAAUCUCUCAUAUUAUCAUCGAAUAAUUUUCAGGGACAAGUUCCUUCCCUUCAUAAGUUAGAAAAGCUAAAAGCCCUUAACCUUAACAAUAACUAUCUUGGGAAGGGUCAAGCUUCUGAUUUGAACUUUGUUUCUUCCUUGGCCAAUGCCACCAUGCUACAACGGUUUGAGAUAAGUCUAAAUAAUUUCGGAGGAAUUAUCCCUAGAACUAUCUGCAAUUUCUCCAUGCUUACAGUACUGACAUUUUACUUUAAUGAUAUAACUGGAGAGGUUCCAACAUGUAUAGAAAACUUGACUAAAUUACAAAUACUUGGAGUUCAUGCCAAUUUACUCUCUGGGGUUAUACCCCAAGGUAUAGGGAAGAUUGAAGGACUCCAUGAGUUACGUUUAAAUGAUAACCAAUUCUCAGGGGUCAUACCACCCUCAAUUGGAAAUUUAACUAUGAUGACUCUUUUUGACCUUCAUAAUAAUAGUCUUGAAGGCGAAAUACCCUCAGUUCUUGGAAAUUGUGGAUCACUGCUAGGAUUAGAUCUUUCCCAUAAUAAUCUAAGUGGGAGAAUUCCCUCACAACUUUUUAGUCUCUCCACCUUGUCUAUGCUACUUGAUCUAUCUAGCAACCGCCUAGUUGGGUCUCUCCCGGAGGAAGUUGAGCAAUUGAAUAAUCUUGAGGUGCUUAAUGUUUCUAGAAACAUGCUCUCAGGUGAGAUACCAAGCUCCCUUAGUAGCUGCAUCGCGUUAGACAUGCUAGGCAUGGAGGGAAACUAUUUUCAAGGUGCUAUCCCAAAUGCAUUGGUGACAUUAAAGGGUCUUCGUGUUUUGGAUUUGUCACGAAAUAAAUUAUCAGGCAAAAUUCCAAAUUUUCUUAAAAGUUUGCAGCUGCAAGUACUUAAUCUAUCAUACAAUAACCUUGAGGGUGCAGUACCUAGUGAUGGAGUCUUCAGCAAUGUAACAGCCUUUUCGGUACAUGGAAACAAUAGGCUCUGUGGAGGUAUACCUCAAUUAAAGCUGCCCCACUGCAAUUUCAAUAAUACCCAGAAAAGAAGACCGUGGAGGAAAUUAACGGUGAUUAUUCUUUCUACAAUUUCCGGAGUUACUGCACUGGUGGCAUUAUAUGUGUUAUACAUCUUCCGGCACAAAAGGGGAACUAAGACGACCAAAAUUUCUAGUGAUUUGGAAAACCUUCCAAAUUUGUCUUACCAAACCCUUCUUAAAGCCACAAAUAGGUUCUCUGAGGAAAAUUUGAUUGGCAGUGGUACAUUUGGGGUUGUGUAUAAGGGACAUUUCGAUGAGAAUAUAUCAACAGCUGCAAUCAAGGUAUUCAAACUCGAGCAUCAUGGUGGUUGCAAGAGUUUCAUGGCAGAAUGUGAAGUCCUUCGAAACAUCAGACAUCGGAAUCUUGUGAAGGUGAUAUCAGCUUGUUCAAGUGUUGAUUAUCAAGGAAAUGAUUUUAAGGCUUUAGUUUACGCGUACAUGGUGAAUGGGAGUUUAGAUGAUUGGUUGCAUCCAUCUAGAACAAUAAGUGGGCUUCAAGAUGCACCGAGGACCUUGAAUUUCCGCCACAGACUUGAUAUUGCUGUUGAUGUUGCAUUUGCUUUAGAGUAUCUUCAUCAUAGUUGUGGGGCAUCUAUAGUUCAUUGUGACCUCAAACCAAGCAACGUUCUCCUUGAUAAUGAGAUGGUUGCACAUCUUGGUGACUUUGGUUUGGCUAAAUUUCUUUCAGAAGAUGUUAGUAGCUCUGCAAAUCAGUCCAACUCUAUUGGUUUCAGGGGAACUAUUGGCUAUGCUCCUCCAGAAUAUGGUUUGGGAAAUGAGGCAUCUACUUAUGGCGAUGUGUAUAGUUUUGGGAUUCUGUUACUGGAACUAUUCACUGGAAAGAGGCCUACUAAUGAAAUGUUUAGAGGGGGUAUGAACCUCCAUAACUUUGUGAAAGCAGCUCUUCCUGAAGGGGUGACCGAAAUUUUAGAUAAUCCUGUUCUUUUAGACAUAGUUGGAGAAGAGACAGGUAGCAGGGCAAUGUUGGAGUCUAUUGUGUUAAUUCUUGGCAUAGCAGUUUCUUGCUCUGCGGAGCUUCCACAUGAUAGAUUGUCCAUGAGUGAUGUUUCUGCUAAGCUAUCAUCUAUUAAAAACAAGCUGAUUGGAACUCGUCGUCAACAAAGGCGAAGAAUCCUUGCAGGUGGACGCGGUGAUUGAUGUUCUGCAAAGCUGCUUAGCUCUUUUGAUCAGUAAGCAGUGUUCUAGUGAUCAUGAAGGUUGUGAGGAUCCCUUGUGCCUUUAUUAUAUACGAAGUAUCCCUUAAAAGCUUGGAUUUGUUACUGCUGAUUGAUUUCAGAAACGUAUUAAUUGUAUUAUUAUAUAACUGUAUGUAAUUUCUUGUGUGUAUGACUAUUAUUGGUUUUGCAAAGACUCGAGAGUCAGCAAGAUCAGGUUUAAUGAAAUGGUCUAGAGGUUGCCAUUUCUGUUUCUUUUUAUUUAGCAUCAAAUUUACAAUUAUCCUAAUACAGCAUCUAAUCGUAUAAGUUGAGAA
Messenger RNA from Chenopodium quinoa (quinoa), 3303 nucleotides. Its product is annotated as putative receptor-like protein kinase At3g47110. NCBI's taxonomy places the organism in Eukaryota, Viridiplantae, Streptophyta, Magnoliopsida, Caryophyllales, Amaranthaceae. Gene Ontology annotation, biological process: protein phosphorylation. The record is from RefSeq and is a predicted model, not a curated record. The transcript is spliced from 3 exons. Gene Ontology annotation, molecular function: protein kinase activity; protein binding; ATP binding. The coding region runs from base 54 to 2969 and encodes 971 amino acids.